CCACAGAUAGCCCAACAACUAUCUGCCUCCCCAGGCAAGACUUAAGGCUUUGACUGUUGGUUUGUGGUUAGAAUUCAAACAUUGGUUCAACAUUCAGUCGAGCCACAACAACAGCAGCAGCAGAAGUAACAGCCGCACACACAUGCAAGCUGUGGCAGUGGGAAAACUAUGAAAAAGAUAUAUAUUGGCAAAACAGCCCUGAAAAGCCAGAGAAAUGGAUGCAAACAUCCAAAACGCAGCUCCUUCCACGACCACAAGGAUGAGCUCCGUAAGCGCCUGUCCUACACCACCCACAAACUAGAGAUGGUAGAAACAGAGUUCGACUCCACUCGGCAGUACCUGGAGACUGAGCUGCGGCGGGCUCAGGAGGAACUGGAGAAAUUCACAGAGAAGCUGCGCAGGAUCCAAAGUGGUUACUCAGCUCUUCAGAGGAUCAACCAGGACUUGGAGGACAAGAUGUGCAGGACGUCUCAGCACCACGAUGAGGAAAAGAGAGCACUCAGCCGGGAAAUCAUUGUUCUCAACAACCACCUCAUGGAGGCAAAGAUCACCAUCAACAAACUCAGAGAGGACAAUGACCUGUACAGGAAAGACUGCAACCUGGCAGCCCAUCUGCUGCAGUGCUCCAAGUCUCACUACAGAGCACACAAGUUGUCUGAGCUGCCGCUUGAUUUCCAGGAACGCAUCAGCUCCUACAUGGAGCAACAUAGCCGGGGUAGAGGAGCCACCAUAGCAAUGUGUCACCCUAAUUACCCUGAAGAGGUGCCCACGGCUGUAAUUGCCAAGGUCCUGGAAAAGUCUGAACCUGGAAGCAAUUCCCCUAUAACAUGCUCAUCAAGCUCACAAGCUCAGGAUGGAGACUUUCUAAUAGGAACAGGAAGCAAUGAUCAUCUGAACCGUCGCAUUUCAUAUAAGACAUCGGACCUGUACUGCAGUGACACAGCCCUGUAUUGUCCUGAACGAUGGCAAGACACAGAACGCAGGCAGAGCGUUGACCUCCAUGGCACUGGCCUGCUACAGCUGCACGGCCAGACCUCCUUAGAGAGUAACCCGGAUGAUGAUCCUUUCCAGUCUGGCAGUUUCUCCCACCAUGACCCCCCAACAUCUUUCCACCACCACGACGAGUUUGGAACUGGAAGUUUCCCUGCCUCUAGUUCAUACUCCAGCUUCAGUCUUGCAUCAGAUGAGAAAGGAGCAGUUAGUGGUGGGGGUGGGUGCAGUGCCAGCAGUGCAUUGUCCUCUUCCCACCAGGGUCUCUAUAUGGACUGGAGAGAUGGUGUAAGUGGGGACUAUGAGCAUAAGAGCUUGUCUUCAUAUGACAAAGAAAGUCCUGUCUUCUCCAAAUCACACAGCAUACAGCAUAUGGUGACCACUAGAAGCCCCCACAAAGGCACCUCACCAUCGUAUACAAGGACAGCUUCGUGCUUGAGUGAACCAUACCACUCCAGCUCCCCUCGCCUCGCCUCUUUCCACAGCAUGGGGUCAACAACAGGACUGGGCCAGGCCCAAGGUGGAGCUUUAGACAGCCGAAAUGACGUACAGGUCCCUGAAGAUGAUUUGAGUGUUCGCUGGAAACAGCUCAGCGUGGAGGAUAUGCACACUUUCUCAUCUUAUCGCAACAUUGCAGGGCGGAUCUCCCCGUACAGCUUCUCUGAGCGACAAUUUGCCAUGGGCCCCUCCAGUAAACUUAAAGACUCUCUCUACAGCAGUUUCCAAGAAGGAGAUGACGUCUUCCACAGCCAUAUGCUUGACCAGUGCUUUUCUAUAGGCUCCCCUUCAACCAGCCACAAUGCCAAACUUAAGGAGCAUCGCAAGUCAGAGAAAACGUCUGUGCUAUACCGAGCCAAGGAUGAUAGUCAAGACUCCGAGUGCAGUCUGUUCCUCUCAGGGAGCUCUAAAGACAAGGAAAGCAGCGGGGGCACAACAACUGCUAACAGUGCCAAGAAGGACUAUGUCAGUCUGAGCGUGGAUAGCUCAGCUGAGUCCUUGCAACACAGCUCGCUGGAAGCCUCGAGUCUUCAGCACUACCCGGCCCCGAGGCCAACCAUUCGUCCUCGCCCAAGUUCCAGUUCUGCUGUUAGCGUAGGCCCUGCGCUCCCAAAGAAGACUUCUCCAAGAUACCAAAAAUUUGGGAGCACGGGAUUGACGAGGAAGGACAGCUUGACCAAGGCACAGCUAUAUGGUACACUCUUGAACUAAGUCCUGAAAAUAGGGUUCAGUUUUUGCAUGCCGAAGAUGACGAGUCCAUACUGUACUGUAAUGCACUGUAUGUCUCCCUGAAGCAUUAUUAACACAUUAUUGUCAUAGGGUGUUAAGCUGUGGUUCCUUUUUGUAUCUUAGCCAAGGCAUGCUUUAUGCAGUCUGUAACAUUUUUGCUAUUGUCCAUUGUGAUACCCUGUAGCAACCUGAUACCAGUUGUGAGGAAACCCUUCCCAGUACUGGGAGUAUUAAUUAGCGCCACCAGUACGCUAUGCUGUUAGCACAGGAAGCAAAUCACCAUCGACUCCUGUUAAAAAGGCAUAUACAAUAUCAUCAAAACUAUAAUGUCUCUUUUCCACUAAUCCCUACUUAGUGUUUUUUCACUUUUCCAUUAGUAACGGUUAUGUGGAACCGCAACUAUUUUUAACGCCUGCUUGCUUGU
Messenger RNA from Girardinichthys multiradiatus, 2641 nucleotides. RefSeq names its product brain-enriched guanylate kinase-associated protein. Gene Ontology annotation, cellular component: synapse. The coding region runs from base 169 to 2199 and encodes 676 amino acids. Lineage: Eukaryota; Metazoa; Chordata; Actinopteri; Cyprinodontiformes; Goodeidae. The transcript is spliced from 6 exons. The record is from RefSeq and is a predicted model, not a curated record.